ACACAAAGAAAAAAAGAAUGGAUUUUCUCUUGUUUGCAUUUGAUAAGCCCCAACUUACACUAUAGCACCAUCCAUUACUUAUUGUUGUUUUUGUGCAAAGCAGUGUAAUAUUUUGAAACUCGGUUCACACCGACACGUCUCAGCAGACUCGACUUUUUAAACGUACCCUGCAGCUGCAUGAGGAGGGAGCAGCAGCCAGAAAGCAGAUUUUGUUCAUUAAACCUAGACUCCCGGCUGCAUAAUUUCACAGCUCAGGCUUCGCUGGGCUGCUCACGGCUACUGGACAAUUGAAACAGGUAAUUCUGUUGAUGGCCUCAGUCCAUAGCGCGUGUGCCGUUGUGCAUGGUGCUGCUGUGAAAUGAAAGGAGCUUGGUCCGAUGUGUGAGGAGGCUGUUGUUUUGCAUGGUCAUGAGAUUCGUGUCCGUGCUCGUCACACAUUCCAGAGCUCUACUCUCGCUGCCCCUCCUCUACUCUCCUCGUUCAUACCUGCCUGAUUCCGUUCAUCUUCCCUGCUCUCCUGUUCAAAUCAAGCCCCCAGUGUACUGGUGCAGCGCGCAGAGCUGUACAGAUGUGAAUAAUGUUGUCGGUCUUUGUGUUUACUGAUGUGUUGUGAGGGAUGUACUUCGGGGGAAGCGGCAUCAUUGCAGAGAUGCUGCAGGAGAAGUGAGGUCAAAGUCUUUGGCACCUUAAGAACAGGAAAGAGCCAUGAUCAGAGCUCCAGAACACGCAGACACAUCAUGGGAACUGGUCGUGAAGGUGGAUCAAAAAGACGGUGAAGAACCUGAAGCAGUGAAGCUGAGGGUGAAGGGAGACCUGCACGUCGGAGGCCUCAUGUUAAAGUUGGUGGAAAAGAUCAAGGUUCACCAGGACUGGUCAGACCACGCGCUGUGGUGGGACAAGAGGCAAUCCUGGCUGCUGAAGACUCACUGGACGUUGGAUAAGUAUGGAAUCCAGGCUGACGCCGACCUGCUCUACACGCCGCAGCACAAAUUUCUGCUGCUGCAGCUUCCCAAUAUGAAAACCAUCAAAUUGCCCGUUAGUUUCUCCAGCGUGGUCUUCAAGACAGUAACAGAGAUCUGCCGGAUACUCAACAUCAGAAGACCAGAGGAGCUCUCGUUGUUGAAGCGCCCGGAUGAUACGUGCAAGAAGAAAAAGAAGAAGGACAUGAGCUCACAGCAGGAGGAGAUCUGGGACAUUGACUUGCUCAGUGGGGGGCAGGGAGGCUCAGGUCCAAUGUAUAGUAAGACCAUGACAGCAACCUAUGACCCAGAGAACGGGAUGCCGGUAUCUGCCACCAGUGUCUGGUUUGGAGAAAACCCUCUAGCUGACUGUCAGCCCAACCUGCCACCUGCUGAACUGGCCAAGAUGUUUCAGUCCCUCUCGCUAACGGAUAAAGCGACCCUCAGUUCAGGGUGGUUGGACUCGUCUCGUUCCCUCAUGGAGCAGGGCAUUCAGGAAAAUGACAAGCUGUCGCUUCGCUUUAAAUACAACGUCUUCUUUGACCUCAAUCCUAAAUACGAUGCUGUCAGAAUCACGCAGCUCUACGAACAGGCUCGCUGGGCCAUUCUGCUGGAGGAGAUCGACUGCACCGAUGAGGAAAUGCUGAUGUUCGCUUCACUACAGUAUCACAUCUGCAAACUGACGAUGUCCAGCGAGCCGCUGACCCAGUCCAACGAACCAGAGGUGGAUGAAGUCGACGCGGCCCUUUCCAACCUGGAAGUGACGCUGCAAGGUGCACACGCAGACAAAAUUCUGGAAGACAUUACAGACAUUCCACAGCUGGCAAAUACCCUCCGGCUGUUUAGGCCCAAACGGUUGACGCUCCGCCCAUUCAAGGAGUACUGGUUUGUAUUUAAAGACACCACCAUCUCCUACUACAAAAAUGCAGAGGCGGCCAAAGGGGAACCAAUCGAGCAGUUUCACCUCCGAGGUUGUGAGGUAGUUCCCGAUGUAAACGUCACCGACAGGAAGUUCGGCAUCAAGCUCCUGCUUCCGGUUGCUGAUGGAAUGAACGAGGUGUACAUCCGAUUUGAAGACGAAACGCAGUACGCCAAGUGGAAAGCCGCAUGCAUCCUGGCCUCCAAGGGCAAGACCAUGGCCUACAGCUCCUACAAGACAGAAGUGAAGAACAUCCAGUCGUUUCUGAAAAUGAAGAGCCUGGCGCCCCCUCCUGGUCAGGAAGCCCCGGACCUCGACUCAAUGGAGAUGAAUCCUGAGUGUUUUGUUUCUCCACGAUACGCCAAGAAGCAAAAGACCAAACAGCUGACAGCACGUAUCCUGGAUGCCCAUCACAACGUAGCACAGCUGUCCCUGACGGAGGCCAAGAUGCGCUUUAUCCACGCCUGGCAGUCACUUCCAGACUUUGGUAUCAACUAUUACAUUGUCAGAUUUAAAGCCUGUAAGAAGGAUGAGAUUCUGGGGAUCUCAUACAACCGUCUGAUCCGUAUUGACAUGUCCACUGGUCUGCCUGUUACCACAUGGAGGUUCGCCAACAUGAAGCAGUGGAACGUCAACUGGGAGAUCAGACAGGUGCAGAUAGAGUUUGACCAGAACGUGUCAAUAGCCUUCUGCUGUUUGAGCUGUGACUGCAAAGUUGUUCACGAGUUCAUUGGAGGUUACAUAUUCCUGUCGACACGAGCUAAAGACCAGAAUGAGACGUUGGAUGAAGAAUUGUUCCAUAAACUGACUGCUGGCCAAGAGCAGCACAAGAUAUAGGACUGUGAUUCUUUAUUUGCAUGAAUGUUACAAUGUGAAAAUGUCAGCUUAGCAAUUAAACACCUGAACACUGAGCAAAUGUAUAACUGUAUCAUGGACAGGAAAAUAACACAUUUCUGUGUAAAGAUCACUGUCAACAGUUUUGACAAAAAACUGCUUUAGAGAUGAAGAGUGAAAAUCUGCUUUUCUCUGAAAACGUGGAUAGACAAUCAUUUGUCAGUUAUGUUUUUUUUUUAUGAAGAGUCCUCAUGUCAAUGUAUAAAAUCAAUAAAUUUGUGUUUUUGGAUUUUA
This is a messenger RNA of Betta splendens (Siamese fighting fish), 3006 nucleotides long. RefSeq names its product FERM domain containing kindlin 1 (gene fermt1). The transcript has 16 exons. The coding region runs from base 706 to 2715 and encodes 669 amino acids. NCBI's taxonomy places the organism in Eukaryota, Metazoa, Chordata, Actinopteri, Anabantiformes, Osphronemidae. The record is from RefSeq and is a predicted model, not a curated record. Gene Ontology annotation, biological process: integrin-mediated signaling pathway; cell-matrix adhesion. Gene Ontology annotation, molecular function: integrin binding. Gene Ontology annotation, cellular component: focal adhesion.